GCGGCCGUCGGCACACCUCCUCUCGGGGUACUGCGUUUACGUUCUCUAACAAUAAAUUGCCAUGAUCGAUGAAAGAACCCCGCUAACAACGGUCGCCCCGUCUCCCUCCCCGUUCGUUUCGGGACCAUCGGGAAUGCACCAUCUGAAGGACCAUCACGAAACCUUACGCGAAAGGCAGGUCCGCACGUUCCAGUGUUGGAUAUGUUCCGCAAUACUUGGUGCAUUUGUGCUUGCAGUCGUGAUCAGCAUCAGUUAUAUCAUUUUCGGCGAUGCAACGAAACCGCCGUUCGAUGAAGGAAACACCACGGCCGCGGAUUUUCCGGAGCUUUUGAAUCUCAUCAGCUUUCCACUGGUCGACGAGCCGACACCCGAGUGGAACGGAAUGGACGUCAGUGAUGACGACAAAAUGGCCGCCAUUGCCGAAGGUGAAAAAGCGCUCGGAGACAAGGAACUAUUGGAAGAGACCCUCUCCUCGCCACCGGUGAAGUCUCCUUCGUUUCGGCAUCAGAAAUCCAUUGGUGCUACGGUGGCUGCUCGAAUGGCGGCCAAGCUGGGAUUCGUUGAAGAUCGGGCCACGAAGGCACUGGUAAAGAGGGUUGAUUUACGCCGCAAAGGAUGCGUAGGACGUGGUCCAGCGAUCAACGUGCCACGGGUGCAUUACAAGCCACAAUGUGACUUUAACUCCCGGUACCGGAGCGCCAACGGGACGUGUAACAACAAGGAACACCCGUAUGAGUACGGUGUCGCCAUGAUACCGUUCCGUCGUCAGCUAAACCCGGACUACGCUGAUGGAAUCUCGGCCCCACGAGUUGCCCGCGAUGGUGCUGAGCUGCCCAGUGCACGGCACGUUUCGCUAGACAUUCAUCGCCCAUCCUACCACAAUGAUCCGUCCUUUUCCGUGAUGCUCGCCGUCUGGGGUCAGUUCCUUGAUCACGACAUCACCUCGACAGCGCUGAACCAGGGCGUCAACGGGAAGCCGAUCGAAUGCUGUGACCCUGGGCAACCACAGCAUCCGGAGUGUUUUCCCGUUCCGAUUGGACCAGGUGAUCCAUACUUUCACCAGUACAACGUGACAUGCAUGAACUUUGUGCGUUCGGUGCCGGCACCGACUGGCAGUUUUGGACCGCGCGAGCAGCUCAACCAGGCAACAGCCUUCAUCGACGGUUCUGUCGUGUAUGGGUCGGACUUAGAGCGCAUGAAGUCGCUUCGCUCCGGUGAGGGAGGCCGUCUCCGAAUGCUGCGCACCCCGGAUGGGCGAGAUUUGUUGCCCGUGUCCACCGAUCCGGAGGAUGGUUGCAAUGAGGAAAAGAUGAAUGCCGCUGGCAAGUAUUGCUUCGAGUCGGGUGACAGCCGUUCGAACGAGAACCUCCAUCUCACGUCGAUGCAUCUGAUCUGGGCCCGGCAUCACAACAGCCUCGCCGACGGGUUGGCCAAGGUUAACCCCGACUGGGACGAUGAACGGUUGUUCCAGGAAGCGAGACGCAUUUUGGCGGCCCAGAUGCAGCACAUUACAUACAGCGAGUUCUUGCCGGUGAUUUUCGGCAACGAAACGGCCAGCAGAAUGGGCAUUCUUCCGGAUUCGGAAAGUCGUGAUGACACGUACAACGCGUCAGUCGAUCCGUCUGUAGCGAACGUGUUCGCCGGGGCAGCCUUCCGCUUUGCGCACACCCUGCUACCAGGAUUGAUGAAGAGAACGCGCAAUCCGGUGGGCUCCAGUUCGGGCAUCGAGCUGCACAAAAUGCUGUUCAAUCCGUACUCGCUGUACGCGGCGACAGGGUUAGACGAUGCACUGGGUGGUGCCAUGAGUACCGCACUGGCCAAGUACGAUCAGCUUUUUUCUACCGAACUCACCGAGCGCCUGUUCGAGAAGGCCGACGAGCGUUUGCUACACAAUCAUCCGUGCGGGUUGGACCUGGUGUCGCUCAACAUUCAGCGGGGCCGAGACCACGGCUUACCGGGGUACCUGCACUGGCGACGACAUUGCCAUCUAACGCCGGUGGAUACCUGGGACGAUCUGGAACGCAUCACCGAGCCAUCGUCAUUCCGGCAGAUGAAGACAAUCUACCGAGAACCGGCAAACGUGGACGUUUACUCCGGUGCCCUGAGUGAGCCACCUAUAAAGGAUGGCAUCGUGGGUCCACUGCUCGCCUGUCUGCUUGGCGACCAGUUUCUACGCCUUAAGCAGGGCGACUCGUUCUGGUACGAGCGUCGACAGGGUCCACAACGGUUUACCGGAGAACAACUCCGGCAAAUCUAUGAUACAAAGCUGGCCAGCAUCAUUUGUCGCAACUCGGAUCACAUCGCACAUUCGCCGGUCUAUCUGAUGAAGAAAUCGGAUGCAAAGGCAAACCCUGACGUCGACUGCAAACAAUUGGAUACGUUCGACUUUGCUCCGUUUCACGAGAACCAAACACAUCAGUACAAUGGAAAGAGUAAGUUGGCCACGGAUCGUAUGAAGGUUCUGGUCCUACAACCGAAGCACCCGUCAGAAGCUACCACCAAUGUGCCACAGGAGGAACCAGUUACGAUCACGAUCACUAGUGAACUACCCACAACCGUGAGUGAGGAACCAACGACGACAGUCCCUACCACUACUCCUGCGGCAUAAGAAGGCUCAUCGUUUGGCAAUGCGACCACACGCGAACGUGCGACAAUCAAAGUGACCAGGGAAACGGAGCGGACACGAGUCGCGUGUUUGAUGCAUGCUGUUUUAGGGAAAUUGAAGGCCGACUCGUAGCAGUAGGCCGUUUUUACGAAGUUUGCUAAAUAAA
Molecule: messenger RNA, 2771 nt
Organism: Anopheles bellator
Lineage: Eukaryota; Metazoa; Arthropoda; Insecta; Diptera; Culicidae
Gene: cd
Product: chorion peroxidase
Exons: 6
Coding region: 62-2608 (848 amino acids)
Biological process (GO): response to oxidative stress
Molecular function (GO): heme binding; peroxidase activity
Source: RefSeq, a predicted model, not a curated record